Prorocentrum cordatum is the source of this 710-nucleotide messenger RNA. NCBI's taxonomy places the organism in Eukaryota, Dinophyceae, Prorocentrales, Prorocentraceae. The record is from the annotation of a GenBank genome assembly.
GGCCAUGACAAGGAGUCUCUUUGGCGCGCCGCUGAUGCGGCCGCUGCUGAAAUGGGGCUCCGGUCUGCCACCGGCCGCGCGGCCGCGGGGCUCGGCGACGCCUGGGCUGGCGAGCCGGUCUGGGCCGAUCGCAGCGGCGCCUUCGGCGCCGGCCCCGAGGACAUCGAUCCAGGCGACCUCAUCGACCCUGACGCCGACGCGGUGGGAUCCACGGACCUUCCUGCCGGCCCACAAGGUCACGAGGGUUCGCUGGCGUCGGUGUCUCAACCAAUGUUGGGGGCUCGGCAAGCGGCUGGUCUUCGACGAGGGCAUGCCGGGGGAUGUCUCGCGAGCGCCUGGGCCUUCUUGCGCGAGCUUCACGCCGAGCCUCCAGUCAAGACGCUCUGGACGUUCAACGCCGUGGAGUUCAACGCGACGAUCACGGGGCGCGCCGAGCAGCUCGAGAUGGAGGCCCAGGCGCGCCUCCGCCGCGCCGGCCUGGUCAGUGCUCGGAGCUGGCGCCGAUCCGCGCGGCACCUCGCCGAGACGGCGAAGGUGCCGCCCAGCAUUCGCGCAUUCGCGUGGGAAUGUGCGCUUGUGCCUGGGCGAGAUCCUCAGCCGCGAGCCCAGUGCCUGGCCGCGCCCGCCGCUGCCGGGCACGCUCUGGCGAGGCCAGACGCGAGCGACACCUUCGAAGGAUCCCGCCACCUGAAUCGCGCAGCUCUUCAUAG